Gossypium arboreum is the source of this 990-nucleotide messenger RNA. RefSeq names its product cytochrome P450 71D6-like. The transcript has 7 exons. The coding region runs from base 1 to 990 and encodes 329 amino acids. Gene Ontology annotation, molecular function: heme binding; oxidoreductase activity, acting on paired donors, with incorporation or reduction of molecular oxygen; iron ion binding. The record is from RefSeq and is a predicted model, not a curated record. NCBI's taxonomy places the organism in Eukaryota, Viridiplantae, Streptophyta, Magnoliopsida, Malvales, Malvaceae.
AUGUUGAUAGGAUUCUACAUGGCUAUGCCUGUUUACUCCAUUGAUGUUUUUCGAAAUGUCAACUUUGACAGGCAAGCAGCAGAGGCUGCUAGAGAAGUGAAGAAAACACAUGACAUCAAUUUUGCUAACAGGCCCUUUCUCCUAGAUGCUGAAAUCAUAAUGUACCAUUUUUCAGAUAUUGCUUUUGCAUCAUAUGGAGGCUAUUGGAGGCAGCUUCGAAAGGUUUGCACAUUGGAGCUGUUAAGUACGAAAUGUGUACAAUCAUUCCGAUCAGAGGAAAGCAGCUUAUCAUAUAGCAUCACUUUAAGGACGGGUUUUUCCGGAAGAUGCAAGCAACACGAAGCAUUCAUUUCAAUUCUGAGGAAACUUGUGGAAGCUGCAGCUGGUUUUAGUAUUGCUGAUCUGUUUCCUUCCAUCAAAUUGCUUCAUGUGAUCAGUGGAAUGGGAGCUAAAUUUGAGAGAGAUAGAAAUGCGCAUCCGAAGAAAAGUGAUGAUGAAAUAGAUGAUCAAGUUAGUGCUCUUUUGAAUCUUCAGGAUCAUGGAGGCCUUGAAUUUCCCUUAACAACUGACAACGUCAAAGCUGAAAUGAUGAAAAAUCCUAGAAUCCUUGAAAAAGAACAAGCCGAGGUGAGGCAAGCCUAUGAUAGAACAGGGGAUGUCAGCGAGUCAGACCUUCAUGAAUUGACGUACUUGAAGUUAGUUAUAAAGGAAACUCUAAGAUUACACCCUCCUCUACCUUUGCUACUUCCAAGAGAAACAAAUUCAUCAGUCGUUCAGUUGACUACAAAGGGGCUAACUUCGAAUUUAUUUCCUUUGGUGCUGGAAGGAGAAUGUGUCUUGGCAUCUCAUACGGUAUGGCUGUUCUCGAGACUCCCUAAUGGACUGGAAAAUGAGGAUCUAGACAUGACUGAGGCUUUUGGUGCUUCUGUUAGAAGAAAAAGUGAUAUGUACUUGAUUCCCAUUCCUUACCACCCGCUAUGUGUUCAGUAG